Messenger RNA from Papaver somniferum (opium poppy), 963 nucleotides. Its product is annotated as probable esterase D14L. Gene Ontology annotation, biological process: response to karrikin. The record is from RefSeq and is a predicted model, not a curated record. The coding region runs from base 62 to 874 and encodes 270 amino acids. The transcript is spliced from 2 exons. NCBI's taxonomy places the organism in Eukaryota, Viridiplantae, Streptophyta, Magnoliopsida, Ranunculales, Papaveraceae.
CAUCCUCCUGCUAUAUUCCCAUCUCAUCAGUAGUCUUUUCCUUUCAUACAGUUUUUUCAAAAUGGGAAUAGUGGAAGAAGCUCACAAUGUUAGGGUUUUGGGAACAGGUGGAAAAACGAUAGUUCUUGCUCAUGGAUUUGGAACAGAUCAAUCCGUUUGGAAACAUCUUGUUCCUCACUUAUUGAAUGAUUAUCGUGUAAUCUUGUUUGAUAACAUGGGAUCUGGUCCUACUAAUCCCGAUUACUUCGAUUUUGAUCGUUAUACUACUCUUGAAGGUUAUGCUUAUGAUCUUCUAGCUAUUUUAGAAGAACUUCAAGUUCAAUCUUGUAUCUAUGUUGGUCAUUCUGUUUCUGGUAUUAUUGGUGUUCUUGCUUCAAUCUCUCGUCCUGAUCUCUUCUCUAAACUCGUUCUCCUCGCUGCUUCUCCUAGGUACUUGAAUGAUGUGGACUACUAUGGAGGAUUUGAACAAGAUGAACUAGAUCAACUAUUUGAUGCAAUGAAAUCGAAUUACAAAGCAUGGUGUUCAGGAUUUGCGCCAUUAGCUGUAGGAGGAGAUAUGGAUUCAAUUGCAGUUCAAGAAUUCAGUAGAACUUUGUUCAAUAUGAGGCCUGAUAUAGCUCUAAGUGUAGCUCAAACUAUAUUUCAGAGUGAUUUCAGAGAUGUAUUAGGGCUUGUUAGUGUUCCCUGUCACAUAUUACAGAGUAGUAAAGACUUGGCUGUUCCUGUUGUUGUACCUGAAUAUCUACACAGGAAUAUUACUAGUGACACGAUUGUUGAAGUUAUGCCGUCGGAUGGUCAUCUUCCUCAAUUAAGUUCACCGGAUAUUGUGAUUCCGGUACUUCUUCGACAUAUCAGUCAUGAUAUUGUUGCUUGAUAUUUCACUGUUUGUGGUGUUUGGUUGUUAUGAAAACUGUCCUGUAAUAAUAACUUGAUUUGGUGUCUAUGAUGGUGUCUUGUUGUGCA